AUGAGGACCUCAUUUGCUGCAUUGCCGACCUUGCCAGGGUCAACCCAAGCCCCUCUUGCCGAUGCUGCAUCUAGUUAUGUUGCCAGCGACACUAAAGACCAAGAAUAUCUAUUUGCAUCCGAAGAGACAGAGCCCUGGGUUAUCAGCCCAAGAGUUCAGAAUGCCUGGGAUACCCUUCGAGCAAUCAAGCCCGCUGCCUCGCAUAUCGAAAAGCCCAGCGGUUUACUCGGAUACACAUUACAUUACGGCCGCGAAGCCUUCCGGAUACUGUUCAUGAAUGGGCCCACCACUGGAAAAGCCGAUCGGAGGGCUAGCCCGAUCGUUGCAAGAGCUGUAGAGGAACUGAAGGCAGCAGCGCAAGAAGAUGAAGACCCGGACGCGGUUUUUCUUCUCGCGGAGAUGAAUUUCUAUGGCAACUUUUCCCAUCCGCGCAACUUCACCGAGGCCUUCUUGUGGUACAGUAAAUUGGCAUGGCUUGAGGGCAACAGUACGGCCCAGUCGAUGAUUGGAUUUAUGUAUGCGACAGGGAUCGGCAAUGCGGUUGAGCGCGACCAAGCGAAAGCGUUGAUGUACCACGAGUUUGCUGCGGAGGGAGGAAACACACGCUCAGAGAUGACGCUAGCAUAUCGCUAUCACACUGGUAUUGGAACACCCAAGGACUGCGAGCAUGCCGUCGUUUAUUAUAAGCGAGUGGCCGACAAGGCAAUGGACUACUAUCGGUCUGGCCCACCGGGCGGUCGUGAUAUGAUCAGGGAGUCUUAUCGUUGGGCUGAUGAGGAGGGAGGCGUCUACGGAGAUGGAGCUAGUGUGUCAAGCUCCGGGCACAAUGCUAAGGACCAGAAUAAAGCAACCCAAGAGUCCAGCGUGGAGGAUGUUCUGGAGUUCUUGGAUCUCAUGUCCCGCAAAGGCCAACUGUCGGCUACUUACUCUUUAGGCAAGAUGUACUACGAUGGUGCUCGUGGCCUGCCUCGCAAUUUCCCAAAGGCCAUGAAGUAUUUCAAAGCCAUCACCACCAAAUACUGGAAAAAAGAUGGUUCCAUUAUGCAAAGCCCCCCUGCUGGACUCGACAAGGCGGCUGCAAAAGCAGCAGGACAUAUUGGCCUCAUGUUUCUUCGCGGUGAGGGUGUGAAGCAGGAUUUCUCCCAUGCGCUAUUCUGGUUCAAACGAGGCGUGGUGAACGCGGAUGCUCUUUGCCAGUACCAGAUUGGCUUGAUGUAUCUUCAUGGUCAUGGUGUCCCCCAGGACGCCUACAAGGCCUCUACAUACUUCAAAGCGGCAGCAGAGCAAGAUAAUCCAGCCGCCGAAACGCGACUGGGUGCAUUGUUCUUGGAUCAAGGCGACGUAACUAUUGCGGCACGCUAUUUUGACAUCGCUGCCCGGCACGGGUGGAUGGAGGCAUACUACUACCUCGCGGAGAUGGCCAACUCUGGGGUUGGCAGACAAAGACAUUGUGGCGUGGCUGCGGCGUAUUACAAGAUGGUCGCUGAAAAGGCAGAGGAGCUGCACUCGGCCAUUUCUGAGUCCAACAUGGCCUACGAGGCUGGUGAAAAGGAGCGCGCUCUCGUUUCGACGAUGAUGGCUGCAGAGCAGGGAUACGAGAACGCCCAAGCAAAUGUAGCUUAUCUUCUGGACGAGCAGCGGUCUUUGUUCUCUUUGGAUGCUAUCCUACCGUGGGGCCAGCAGGCCCGCCCUUCGUUACUGCGUAAUACCGCGCUCGCAUUGAUCUACUGGACUCGGUCGGCCAAGCAAGCGAACAUCGACUCUCUGAUCAAGAUGGGAGAUUACUACCUUGCUGGCACGGGCGCCAUCUCCGAUGCUGAGAAGGCGUCUACCUGCUACCAUAAUGCUGCAGAGGCCCACCACAGCGCACAGGCAUACUGGAAUCUGGGAUGGAUGCAUGAGAACGGGGUGGCUGUGGCACAGGAUUUCCACAUGGCCAAGCGGUACUAUGAUCUGGCAUUGGAGACUAAUAAGGAGGCUUACUUGCCUGUAAAGCUAAGCCUGCUCAAGCUGCGAGCUCGGGGAUAUUGGAACCGUAUCACGAACGGCAACAUUAAUCCCAUCCGUGAUGAUGAAGAAGCGAAACCCCGUCGCACCUUUACAGAAUGGCUCUCUGCGUUCAUUGAAAAUGACGAAGCUGCCUAUUACCAAGAGCUCUACGAGGCCCAUGCUGAUGAUGAUGACUUUAUGGGAACGCGUGGCUUGGAGUCCGAUCACGACGACGGCUACGCCGACCUAGAGUUUGACAUUGAUGACGGUAUGCUUGAGGGUCUGCUCAUAGUUGGAUUAGCAGCAACUCUUCUAGUGCUGGUCUACAUCCGACAGCAGCAACAGCGGAACCGGCAGAAUCAGAACGCUGCGAACCAGGCAAAUGGCAAUGCAAAUGCAAACGCAAAUGCGAACGUGAAUGGCAAUGGCAAUGACCGGGGCUUUUUCCCGCAACCUGGUGAUCCUGAAUUUGGGCAAUGGGUGGCUGGUGGUCCAUUCAAGUCACCCAUGCGCAGACCUGUCUCCACGGAUGCAUCCAAUUUGAUGCCUUUGACGUCAGAACCAGCCACUCCGAACAAGUCCCACCUAGCCUCUCCAGGCAAAACCAAACAAACCCAGCCAGUUGCAACUACGCCGAGAUUAUCAGCUUUCCGUCGCCGAGUCUCAGGAUCCACUGGUUUGACCACACCAACACGAGCCCCAGCUGACCCUGAGAUCUUAGAGUUACAGAAACAGCAACUCGCUCUCCAAUCACGAAUAGCCACUCUACGCACUGACCAAGAGACGAUCGAACAAGCACUCCGACUGGAAUCAUCCAACAAAGACACAGAACUCGAAGCAUUGAUCAUCAAAUGGCGUUGUGCCGGUCAAGAAGCAGCUGAGGAAGUCUUUGCCAAUGCCCAAGAGCGCGUGACUCGGAUGGGUGGAAUGGCGGCCUGGAUGGAUCGGAGCAAACGUGAUGCCGUGCGAUGGGAUGAUGAGAAGCCACAGGAUCAGAAUAUGUCGAAAUGGAAGGAUGAUCGAAGCCCUCAAGAUGAAGAGACAGAUCAGGAAUUCACGAUGGGAUAUAUGCUUAAGACACUCAAUAUCGAGCACAAGACAAUCGGAUAUGAUCCGGUGACGGGGAAUUGGAUUCGAGGAAUUACCUGA
Molecule: messenger RNA, 3138 nt
Organism: Penicillium odoratum
Lineage: Eukaryota; Fungi; Ascomycota; Eurotiomycetes; Eurotiales; Aspergillaceae
Product: ubiquitin ligase complex subunit HRD3
Exons: 6
Coding region: 1-3138 (1045 amino acids)
Biological process (GO): ERAD pathway
Cellular component (GO): endoplasmic reticulum membrane
Molecular function (GO): protein binding
Source: RefSeq, a predicted model, not a curated record